This is a messenger RNA of Cooperia oncophora, 441 nucleotides long. NCBI's taxonomy places the organism in Eukaryota, Metazoa, Nematoda, Chromadorea, Rhabditida, Trichostrongylidae. The record is from the annotation of a GenBank genome assembly.
AUGAACCGAGUUUCGGUUCCUGGAAGCCCUCGAUCCCAUUACUCACCACGACUGUUGAACGGUCAUGCCGAGCCAGUGCAGGAGAGGCAUCAAAGGUUUUCCGAUCCAGAUCCGUUGGAUACGGUUUCGCGAACGGCACGGGUACCUCCUCCCAAGAUCUACCCAACGGGCACAGUUCGAAGAACGGAAAGUUUCAAUUCUGCGCCUGGAGUAUUAGCAAACACGCUCUGCACUCGAUCCGCACCAUACCUCCUUCCCCUCGGACGUAUGGCCGACCCCCUUCAACGAUACACCGAUCCGCGAAUGAUGAACUCCCCGUUGUCGCGAAAUCAAGAAGCUCUGUCAAGGUCGCUGUGCUCACCAGUGUUGCCGAGACCGCUAAGGACGCUUGACAACAAGAGCAACUCUUUACCUCCGGCGGAAGAGGCUAGAGCGAGGUGA